AGAGAGGGAGGCGUUCACACAGACGAAUAUAUAAUGUCAUUUAAACACAGUAUCCUUUCCGAUAUCCAAACUUUAGAAAAAUGCUAAAUGGAAUAUGCGUUCUGGAGAUGCAUUUUGAUAUAAAGCUCUUCGUUCUGGACAGUAUUUUUGGAAUUGUAUUUUAACGGAUCAGGGAUGACAAAGAGAAUGGGAUACAGAGACUGGAGAUGGCUGGCUCUUUGGUGGCAUCAUUUCUUUCUCUUGUGGAGUACAAUAGACGGACAGACUCGCUACACCAUCUCCGAGGAACUGAAACAGGGCUAUGUGGUAGGAAAUCUAGCCAAAGAUCUGGGUUUGGGACUAUCUGAUUUUUUUGACCGUAAACUGCGUGUCGCUUCUGAGGCUGGUAAGCAGUAUUUCAAUGUGGAUGCGGUGAAGGGCGAGCUGAUCGUCAACGAGAGAAUAGACAGAGAGACGUUAUGCGGACAAAGCGCCAGCUGCGUUUUACCUCUGCAGGUUGUCAUUGAAAACCCCUUACAGUUGCACCGAAUUGAGGUGGAAAUACGAGACAUAAAUGACAAUUCGCCUAGUUUUCUUACAAAGGAGCUCACAGUGAAAAUAGUCGAAUUGACUGUUGCAGGCGCGCGUUUUCCUUUGGAGAGUGCAGAGGACCCUGACGUGGGCAGUAAUUCCCUUAAAUCCUAUACUAUUAGUAAAGAUGAGUGUUUUACGUUGAAGGUAAAGGAGCUUGGUAAUGGAAAGAAAAUACCAGAACUAGUUUUAGAGAAGCCCUUAGACCGAGAGAAAAAAUCUGUCCAUAAACUACUGUUAACAGCUCUAGAUGGAGGCAAUCCUGUCAGAUCCGGGACGGCAGAGAUAACUAUUACUGUGCUUGACGUAAACGAUAAUUUUCCAGUAUUUGAAAAGUCUGUGUACAAAAUUUCUAUCCACGAAAAUAGUGCAAAGGGGACAUUUAUGAUUCAACUUAAAGCGACAGAUAUUGACGAGGGUCAAAAUGGGGAGAUAAACUAUUCGUUUGGUGAGCGCACCCCUGAGUCUGUGCUUUCUACAUUUAAUAUGGAUCCAGACACAGGGGAUAUUUUUUUGAAGGAUUUAGAUUUCGAAAGAGCUACAACAUAUGACAUUGACAUCACGGCGAGAGAUGAAGGCGCUCCUGAAAUGGAAGGACACUGUCGCGUGCAGGUAGAGGUAAUAGACGUUAACGACAAUUCGCCUGAAAUUGUCCUCACUUCCCAACCAAACCCGGUGCGCGAGAACGCGCCCAGUGGCACGGUAGUAGCUUUGAUCAAUGCCCGGGACCUUGACUCCGGUAAUAACGGUAAAGUGACGUUACAGCUCCCACGAGGUUAUCCUUUUAGUCUGAAACCGUCCUAUUCUAAUAAUUACGCACUGGUCACAAGUGAUGUUUUAGACAGAGAGAGUUUCUCAGAGUAUAAUAUUGAGAUAACAGCCACUGAUUCGGGCUCCCCUCCCCUGACUACCAAGAAAACUAUACCAGUCACUAUCAUUGAUGUCAACGACAACCCCCCUAAAUUCUCUCAGCCCUUCUAUAAUGUAUAUUUAAUAGAGAAUGGACUACCAGGAUCCAUGCUAUCUUCAGUAUCUGCAUCUGACCUGGAUUUUGGAGAUAAUGCCAAGAUCUCCUACUCCAUCCUAGAGUCCAAAGCGCAGGACGUUUCUGUGUCUUCCUAUGUGUACAUGAACACUGAUAACGGCAGUAUCUACAGCAUGCACUCGUUUGACUAUGAGAAACUGAAGGUGUUUCAGAUUCUGGUGCAGGCCAAGGACCACGGCUCUCCCUCUCUGAGCAGCAACGCCACUGUCCAUGUUUUUAUCCUGGACCAGAAUGACAAUGCCCCCGCUGUUAUUUACCCCUCCGCUGCCCUGGGCUCGCUCUCUCACCAGAAGAUGCCCCGCUCCGCUAAAGCAGGCCACCUCGUUACUAAGGUAACGGCCGUGGACGCAGACUCGGGCCAUAACGCCUGGGUCUCGUAUAAACUGGUGGAGGCCACAGACACGUCUCUGUUCAGUGUCAAUCUUUACACAGGGGAGGUGAGGACUAAACGCGCUGUGUCCGAGCAGGACGACUCCUCUCAGAGGCUGCUUAUAGAGAUACAGGAUGACGGGGAGCCGGUCCAGUCCGCCACGGUCACACUGACCAUACUGGUAGAGGACGGGCUCCACGAACUCAUCUCUGACCUUCGGCAGAAACCGCCAGAGCCUAGCAAGAAAAGCGGGAGAAUCACCCUGUAUUUGAUUCUCUCACUGGCCUCGGUGUCCGUGCUGUCGCUGGUGACUUUUAUCAUCUUAGCAGUCAAGUGCGUUAGAAACAGCAGGAGCAGCGGUAGUUGCUGCAUGAGACAGGACGACUUGGACGGCUACAAGAACCCCAACAGAAACCUGCAGAUUCAGCUCAACACUGACGGGCCGAUUAAGUACGUGGAGGUCCUGGGAGGGGACAUGUUGUCUCAGAGUCAGUCCUUCAGGUCAUGUGUCUCUCCCAUGUCAGAGUUUAGUGAUUUCACCUUCGUUAAGCCCAGCAGCACCACUGACUUUAAGGAGAUGAUCAACGUCCUAGACGCGUCUUUACCCGACAGCGCCUGGACCUUUGAGAGCCAGCAGGUGAGAAUAUUUUUGGAAUUGUAUUUUAACGGAUCAGGGAUGACAAAGAGAAUGGGAUACAGAGACUGGAGAUGGCUGGCUCUUUGGUGGCAUCAUUUCUUUCUCUUGUGGAGUACAAUAGACGGACAGACUCGCUACACCAUCUCGGAGGAACUGAAACAGGGCUCUGUGGUAGGAAAUCUAGCCAAAGAUCUGGGUUUGGGACUAUCUGAGUUUGUUGACCGUAAGCUGCGUGUCGCUUCUGAGGCUGGUAAGCAGUAUUUCAAUGUGGAUGCGGGGAAGGGCGAGCUGAUCGUCAAUGAGAGAAUUGACAGAGAGACGUUAUGCGGACAAAUCGCCAGCUGCGUUUUACCUCUGCAGGUUGUCAUUGAAAACCCCUUACAGUUACACCGUAUUGAGGUGGAAAUACGAGACAUAAAUGACAAUUCACCUAGUUUUCUUACAAAGGAGCUCACAUUGAAAAUAGCAGAAUCGACAGUUGCGGGCGCACGUUUUCCUUUGGAGAGUGCAGAGGACCCUGACGUGGGCAGUAAUUCCCUUAAAUCCUAUACUACUAGUAAAGAUGAGUGUUUUACGUUGAAGGUAAAGGAGCUUGGUAAUGGAAAGAAAAUACCAGAACUAGUUUUAGAGAAGCCCUUAGACCGAGAAAAAAAAUCUGUCCAUAAUCUACUGUUAACAGCUCUAGAUGGAGGCAAUCCUGUCAGAUCCGGGACGGCAGAGAUAACUAUUACUGUGCUUGACGUAAACGAUAAUUUUCCAGUAUUUGAAAAGGCUGUGUACAAAAUUUCUAUCCACGAAAAUAGUGCAAAGGGGACAUUUAUGAUUCAACUUAAAGCGACAGAUAUUGACGAGGGUCAAAAUGGGGAGAUAAACUAUUCGUUUGGUGAGCGCACCCCUGAGUCUGUGCUUUCUACAUUUAAUAUGGAUCCAGACACAGGGGGUAUUUUUUUGAAGGGGGAUUUAGAUUUCGAAAGAGCUACAACAUAUGACAUUGACAUCACGGCGAGAGAUGAAGGCGCUCCUGAAAUGGAAGGACACUGUCGCGUGCAGGUAGAGGUAAUAGACGUUAACGACAAUUCGCCUGAAAUUGUCCUCACUUCCCAACCAAACCCGGUGCGCGAGAACGCGCCCAGUGGCACGGUAGUAGCUUUGAUCAAUGCCCGGGACCUUGACUCCGGUAAUAACGGUAAAGUGACGUUACAGCUCCCACGAGGUUAUCCUUUUAGUCUGAAACCGUCCUAUUCUAAUAAUUACGCACUGGUCACAAGUGAUGUUUUAGACAGAGAGAGUUUCUCAGAGUAUAAUAUUGAGAUAACAGCCACUGAUUCGGGCUCCCCUCCCCUGACUACCAAGAAAACUAUACCAGUCACUAUCAUUGAUGUCAACGACAACCCCCCUAAAUUCUCUCAGCCCUUCUAUAAUGUAUAUUUAAUAGAGAAUGGACUACCAGGAUCCAUGCUAUCCUCAGUAUCUGCAUCUGACCUGGAUUUCGGGGAUAAUGCCAAGAUCUCCUACUCCAUCCUAGACUCCAAAGCGCAGGACGUUUCUGUGUCUUCCUAUGUGUACAUGAACACUGAUAACGGCAGUAUCUACAGCAUGCACUCGUUUGACUAUGAGAAACUGAAGGUGUUUCAGAUUCUGGUGCAGGCCAAGGACCACGGCUCUCCCUCUCUGAGCAGCAACGCCACUGUCCAUGUUUUUAUCCUGGACCAGAAUGACAAUGCCCCCGCUGUUAUUUACCCCUCCGCUGCCCUGGGCUCGCUCUCUCACCAGAAGAUGCCCCGCUCCGCUAAAGCAGGCCACCUCGUUACUAAGGUAACGGCCGUGGACGCAGACUCGGGCCAUAACGCCUGGGUCUCGUAUAAACUGGUGGAGGCCACAGACACGUCUCUGUUCAGUGUCAAUCUUUACACAGGGGAGGUGAGGACUAAACGCGCUGUGUCCGAGCAGGACGACUCCUCUCAGAGGCUGCUUAUAGAGAUACAGGAUGACGGGGAGCCGGUCCAGUCCGCCACGGUCACACUGACCAUACUGGUAGAGGACGGGCUCCACGAACUCAUCUCUGACCUUCGGCAGAAACCGCCAGAGCCUAGCAAGAAAAGCGGGAGAAUCACCCUGUAUUUGAUUCUCUCACUGGCCUCGGUGUCCGUGCUGUCGCUGGUGACUUUUAUCAUCUUAGCAGUCAAGUGCGUUAGAAACAGCAGGAGCAGCGGUAGUUGCUGCAUGAGACGGGACGACUUGGACGGCUACAAGAACCCCAACAGAAACCUGCAGAUUCAGCUCAACACUGACGGGCCGAUUAAGUACGUGGAGGUCCUGGGAGGGGACAUGUUGUCUCAGAGUCAGUCCUUCAGGUCAUGUCUCUCUCCCAUGUCAGAGUUCAGUGAUUUCACCUUCGUUAAGCCCAGCAGCACCACUGACUUUAAGGAGAUGAUCAACGUCCUAGACGCGUCUUUACCUGACAGCGCCUGGACCUUUGAGAGCCAGCAGUCAUCCGUUAUCUACAAGGCUCAGCAUUUCAGCACCAUUGUUGUGGACAGCGACACUCUCUGCUCAGCAUUCAACACCAUAGUACCCUCCAAGCUCAUCAUUAAGCUUGAGGCCCUGGGUCUCAGCAAUGCCCUGUGCUAUUGGGUCCUGGACUUCCUGACGGGCCACCCCCGGAUGGUGAAGGGAGCAAACAACAUGGACAAACUGAAAUAG
Messenger RNA from Oncorhynchus masou masou (cherry salmon), 5325 nucleotides. RefSeq lists its product as uncharacterized. The record is from RefSeq and is a predicted model, not a curated record. Gene Ontology annotation, cellular component: plasma membrane. Gene Ontology annotation, biological process: homophilic cell-cell adhesion. Gene Ontology annotation, molecular function: calcium ion binding. Lineage: Eukaryota; Metazoa; Chordata; Actinopteri; Salmoniformes; Salmonidae.